AUGAAGAGUUUAAGGCUAUCUAACUAUUGUUCCUUUAAAAAUAUUCAUGAUAAAAAGAAUAAUACGAACUUAAUUUAUUCUACAAAGAGUUCUUACGACGAAUAUAAUGAUGAAAAUGUAAGAUCAGGUUCUUUUUUUUAUGAGCAUAAAUUUAGACGUUAUAUGUUACCUAUUUUUGGUAUACUGUGCAUAAUAAUAUUGAAUUUAUUAAAUACUAAAGGAAUAUUGUCCAAUGAUAUACAAUGCAGUUAUACAUUUUCAAGGAAUUUGAGUGAGAAAGUAUUAGCAGAGGAUAAAUUUUUUAAAAAAUUAAAUAAACGAAAACUAAAACUGUUAACUAAGGAUUAUGAAGAGUGUAUAAAAACUUCAUUAAAAAAGAAAUUGGAUUCUCAUAAAAAUGAUGUAUUUAAUAAGUAUCCAAAUAUAUUUAAGGAUUUAUUGAAAAGUAACUUAUGGAAUCAAUAUGAAUUAACUCCAUAUAUAUUAACUCAAAAAGGAAUAUAUUUAAAUAAAUUUGAUCCUGAAAUAAAUAAGAAGAUUAUUUUAUUAAAUCAGGGAAAGGGGAAAAUGCGAAAAUUUGAUUAUAUUUUUUCUCUUGCACUACAUAACGAGAGGCUUAAAUUUAAUUUUUUAAAUGAAUAUUUUAGUGACCUUUAUUCUGAUUUAAGAAACACAUACAAAUCACCUUUACAUUAUGCAAAGGAAACAUUUGAAGAACUAAAUAAAUUUGUUUAUAUAGGAAACAAAUAUGUUGUAAACAUAUGUAAUAAUGCUUUUAAAAAAUGGUUUAAAAACAAUGAUCAUUUAAAUAUCACAGAAUUUAACAUACUUCUUAUGGCAUGUAGGUUAUUUUGGAGAAAAACCUUAACACAAAUAAAAGAAGAAGGCAAAGAGUGUCUUAAUAAACCUUUUAAAGCUUUAGAUAUCGAAAGGAUAAGAUAUAAGGCCAAAGGUGGUAAUCAUUUGUUAUUUAAUGCUAAUGAAUUUUAUGAAAAGAACCCAGAUUUAGUUACUUACAAAGACGCCAAUUUCCUUAAUUCUUUAAAAGAUCUAAAAAUUGAUUUAGAUGAAAACUGUUGUGAUGAAGAAGAGGAAGCAAAGAAACUAAAAGAAAGAGAUCAACAGUUAAUAAAAGAAAACCAAAAGAAAAUCCAGGGAGAUGCAGAUGCAAAUGCAACUACAGCUACAAAUGCAACUACAGCUACAAAUGCAACUACAGCUACAAAUGCAACUAAAGCUACAAAUGCAACUACAGCUACAAAUGCAACUACAGCUACAAAUGCAACUGCAACUGUAACUGCAACUGUAACUGCAACUGUAACUGCAACUGCAACUGCAAAUAAUGACAAUGAAGAUUCUGAAGAUUAUGAAGAUUCUGAAGAUUAUGAUGAUUAUGAAGAUUAUGAUGAUUAUGAAGAUUAUGAAGAUAAUGAUGGUUAUGAUAAUCAUGAUGGUAAUUAUAAUAAUGAUGGUUAUUAUAAUAAUGAUGGUUAUUAUAAUCAUGAUGGUUAUUAUAAUCAUGAUGGUUAUUAUAAUCAUGAUGGUUAUUAUAAUUAUGGUGGUUAUUAUAAUUAUGGUGGUUAUGAUAAUUAUGAAGGUGUAUAUCCAACAAAACAGGGGACAUAUAAUUCUUAUUAUGUAUAUGAAAAGCCAUUUUUUUUAACCCAGGAAAUGCUGGAACAAAUUGAAAAAACAGUUGAAGAAAAAGUGGAAAGAGAAGUUGAAAGGAGAGCUGUAGAAUCAGUUGAAGAGAGAAUGAGAAAAACGUUUGUAGAUGAAAUAAAAGAUAGAAGAUUAAAAAAAGUACGAUUUAAUAUAUAA
Messenger RNA from Plasmodium gaboni, 1821 nucleotides. RefSeq names its product exported protein (PHISTb). The coding region runs from base 1 to 1821 and encodes 606 amino acids. The record is from RefSeq and is a predicted model, not a curated record. The transcript has 2 exons. NCBI's taxonomy places the organism in Eukaryota, Apicomplexa, Aconoidasida, Haemosporida, Plasmodiidae.